Molecule: messenger RNA, 2718 nt
Organism: Lobosporangium transversale
Lineage: Eukaryota; Fungi; Mortierellomycota; Mortierellomycetes; Mortierellales; Mortierellaceae
Exons: 4
Coding region: 1-2718 (905 amino acids)
Biological process (GO): activation of GTPase activity; nucleocytoplasmic transport
Cellular component (GO): nucleus; perinuclear region of cytoplasm; cytosol
Molecular function (GO): small GTPase binding; GTPase activator activity
Source: RefSeq, a predicted model, not a curated record
AUGACAAAACUCUCAUACCAGCAAUUUCGAAAAGCAGGCAUUGUUAAAAAAAAGUCUGUGCCGCCUAUUAGGAUCGAGCCUCCACGCAUCGCGUUUUACCCUGACAAGGCCUUGGAUGUCGUUACAAAAAGACUGCAGCCUGGUAGUAGCAGCAGAGACACCGGUGUCAAUGGUAGCGGCAAUAGCAACAAUAAUAACGGCGGCCGUAUUUCCAACAACAAUCACGGUAACAGCAAGAGCGCCAGCAACGGCAACGGCAACAGCAAGAGCAACAACAAUGAUAACAGCAACAGUAGUAGCAAGGGCGUCAACAACGUCGCCACCCAUUUGCCUGGAUCAAAAAGAUCGACAAAUCUAGCUACUCAGGACCAUUUACCAUUAUCAUAUUUGGCACGGUCUUCCAAUUCAUCCCUCGUUACGCGCAAUAAUAGACGAACUGAGAUGGUCAACUCUAAUAUAGAAAGGGCUAUGGAGCUGCUGCAAGGCAUCAAUAUGAUUCAACUGCAAUUGGAGGCCGAAGAGAAAGAUAGACAAAUGCUUGAACUGCAAUCGGCGAUGGGUAGAGUACAAUCGGAUAUGUUUCAGCUACAGUUAGAGGCCAUAGAAAAAAAUGACAAGAUACUAGCUUUCCAAUCGGAAAUACAUCAGCUGCAAUUAGAGGUCAGAGAGAAAGGGGACAUGGUACUUGCACUGCAACUGGAGGCUAAGGAUAGAGACGAUCAAAUGCUUGAGUUGCAAAAUAAAGCGCUCGAUAAGCUCGCCACACUACAAAAACAUGCCAAUGCUAUCCUAGUCCAAAACUUUGAGCUACACGAGUAUCCAAUCCCACGGCUGUUUAUCAUCUUACCUGUCGACACCUCCAAGUGGGACCCAAGGAAUGUCCUGGGAAAUAAGUUCCGCCUUCAUUUCCUCUGUGAAUGCGGAGAGCUCACUGCGGAGAUAAGCAAGAGCAGCCAAAACCAAAUCCACCUUGCUAAGCAUGAUGGAUAUGAAGUCCGUGACAGCACAAAGUUUUUUCGCAAGUAUGGAAGGCACAUGCUCAUCAUUUUACAUUGCCUCAGGGUGGGAGCGCCCAUAGCUGCUUGUCUAGCACCAAUCCCAAACUUGACUGCUGCUAUCAAUUACUCAAUCGAAUACAUGGAAAAGCUCUCUAUUGAGUACCCGGUGUUGAAAAACAUCAAUACAAUCGAUGAGCAUGAGGCACUCGAAGGGGCAGAUCUCCGACAACUGGGCACAUUUCUUCGAAUAAGGGAUGAAGACAGGGAAUUUGGCAACUUAGAAAAAGAACAGAAAGAGUUUGCUGGUGCAGUGGAAAAUAAUGGAGGCAAAUAUGACCCGUAUCUUGGCAAAGUGAUUAUCGCCCUGUAUCCCAAAAGCAAACCUGGAGAAUUCUUCAAUGUGCUAGCUAAUGCAAGGCGUGUUUACGAGUUGGAUAUUACAUUCGGCUGGGAGUGGACAAGAGCUGACCUUGUUGCAUUCGAGGAAGCACUAAAGAAGUCAAGUGUAUCGAUCCUUCGACUUGAUCUCGGAAGGUCUCAAGAAAGCACUACCGAGAAAUUUCUUCCAAUAUCCACGCGGUAUGAAACCCUGGUUCGGAUCAUGGGACUGAGCAAGAUGAAGACGAUUCAUAUUGUUCUAUCCCCGGACCUUAUAAAGCUUUCCAGUUUGCAGCCCAAAAGGCCGUUGCAUCUUCACAAAUUAUCUUUUUCGAUGAAACCUGGAUUAAUGGAAGCUAAUGACUUUAAAGUGUUUGCAAACUCACUGGGGACCAACCCAGCUUUAAUCACUUUAGAUUUGGGAGGCAGCUCGAUUGAGAAGGAAAGAGCUGCUGCGCUGUCAGAGGCGCUCAAGACAAACACUAUGUUGACCACUUUGAAUCUAGGAUGGAACUCAAUUGGGAAGGAAGGGGCCCUUGUACUAUCAAAGGCACUCAAGACCAACAAGGCUUUGGCUACUUUGAGCUUGUGGGAUAACUCAAUUGGGAAGGAAGGAGCUCAGGCACUGUCAGAGGCGCUCAAGGAGAACAAGGCUUUGACUACUUUAGAGUUGAAAUGGAACUCAAUUGGCAAUGAAGGAGCUCGUGCACUAUCAAAGGCACUCAAGAGUAAUACAACAUUGACCGCUUUAGAAUUGGCGUACAAUUCAAUUGGAAUGGAGGGAGCUCUUUCAUUAUCAAAUGCGCUCAAGGGUAACACGGCUUUGACCGCUUUGUGCUUGGAGGGCAAUUCAGUUGGGGAUGAAGGAGCUCUCGCGCUGUCAGAGGCACUUGCGAGAAACACAACUUUGGCCACGUUGAACUUGAAGGGUAAUUCGAUUGAGAAGAAGGGGGCUCUUGCACUGUCAGAGGCACUCAAGACGAAGACGGUUCUGACCACUUUGGACUUGGAAUCCAAUUCAAUUGGAAAUGAGGGAGCUUAUGCACUCUCAUUGGCACUCAAGGUAAACGAAACCUUGACGACUUUGGAGUUGGCGCACAAUUCAAUUGGAAUCGAGGGAGCUUUUUCACUGUCAGAGGCACUCAAGACUAACAUGGCGUUGACUGCUUUGGGCUUGGGAGGAAACUCCAUUGGGAGUGAAGGAGCCCUUGCACUGUUGGAGGCACGGAAGUUUAACACGACUUUGAGCUCCUUGAAUUUUACAGGCAACUCGAUUGGGUAUGAAACGGCGCUGACGUUGUCGGAGGCGUUCAAGCCUAGCAAGGCCUUGACUCCAUCUUGA